AUGUUCGCUCGAGAACCACCUUUUGUCGCCCAAGAUCCCUUCACGAGGCCCAUUCCAUGGCCAUUCACCUGGAAACAUAGACGAAAGGCAGAGCCGACGGACAUCCGAGUCGAACACCGUCCCACGAAUGUUGAAUCGGUUUCUCAGCACUUUGCACCAGAUGGAUUCUGGGAAAAGAGAAGGGUUGCUGUUGCACGAUUGAAGCGCGCUGCUUCUCUCCCGCGAAUGAAAGACGGACGACGGCUACCUUUUUAUCAUCGAGCGCCAGUGGCAGAAGAAGAAGGGGCGGAGGCUGAAGAGUCCAAGGAGCAAUAUCUUCCAGCUGAAUCAAGUUGGGUCGUCUCUUACGCCGUCCAACCACCUGCUGGCUAUGUUGAAUCCCACCAGGUUCCAAACGAUAACAUAGGCUUUAUUCCAAGCCAAGCUUUCGAGAAUCAGCGGCCAACAACAGGGAAAUGGCCGUCGCUGGAGCAGGGUCAGGUACAUGCAGAGUUGUUUGCAAGGCAUUUAGCAGACGGAGUAGAAGCAGAAGCCAAUGCACCGUCAAAACUCCACGAAAAUGUUACUUCCGCUUCACAUGCAAUUGAUGACACUGAAAACAAUGCAUCCACCCAACUCGCGACGGCGAUCAUGCGUUCCUCGACUCCAGAUACUCCACCACAAUCGCAAGCGCGAGGAAACUCACUUCCCUCACUACAAGACCUACAACAUGGGCUUUUCAAGUCAAAUAUCGCUAGUGGUAGCACCUCGGCCAGCCGCACGAUGGCCAUGCACCAGCUUACUGGCGGUCCAGAGGCCCAUGAUCCAUCUGUGCCACAUGGUAAUCUCAGGCUAGGGCGAAACCGAACCGUUUCGGGAGAGGAAAGAACGACUGCGCGGGAAUUGAUGCUUAACCGCCUUGGAGGACGAAUAACGCGUGAAUCGGUGGCAGAAUACAAACAAGUCUCAGUUCCAAAUCCCGGGUCACGUAAAAGACGAUCACACGCGGGAGUUGGCGCUAAUGUGUCGGCAUUAAAUGUGAAUGAGCAGGAAGAACCACUUCAUGAUGCAAUGGCUUCCAACUCAGACGACGACGACGACGACGACGACGACGAAAUAGUUUUAUUCCGCUCCGACACACCACCAACACAACCGCCACGCAUGCUAUCGCUCAUCCGCGAAGACUCUAGAUCGUCAACAUCCAGCACAGUCUCUACGAGUUCAGCUUCAAUCUCAUCUGUCGAAAAAGACCGAGCAUUUACUGCCUCGGACUCCUUGUUCGAGAUUACCGUCAUUCCUCCCAGUCCCAUCGGCUCAUCUGAUUGGGUAUCUUCGGGGUCAAGCAUCGCAAGCCCUCCAACAUACAAUGGGUCAAGUUAUGGUCUUGGGGACGCUAAUCCCCAAACGCAGCCUGGUCCUGCUCAUGUAAUCCAACCACCGCAUCGGCUGACCCCACUUCGACGACGCACAUCUCUCCCACUUCCUGUGACACAGCGUCCUCCCAAGCAUAACAUCCACACGUUGCAAAAUGUUGUCUUUUUCGCCGCAUUUGUUUUCUUCGACUUUGUCCCUCGUCACGCAUAUAUGCACUUCCUUCUCCGUAUACCUGCACUCUAUUUCUCACGAGUUGCCCGUAUCUUUGAAGAUGCACAACUGACGCUACCAGAUAUCAAACGGAUGGCGCGAGCGAAGGCUGCCCAGUGGCACAUGGACACGGCUACUGCGCAUGGUGAUAUGGUUGUCCCAAGGACCACUACAGAAUCAGACGACACCCCACUACCACGAAGUCUCCUUUUGUUUAGAGCUUCAUGGGAAGGUUUUAUCGACACCCUGGUUCGGGAAUGGAAGACUUUCAAUGUGAUCAGUGUGCUGCUCAUGUCAGCAAUCUUGACUCUGCUUCAAAUUGACGGAAGCUCCCAUCCAAUAACACGGACGACGGCAUUGUUCUCGUUGAUCUGUGCACUGAUGAGCUUGCUCUAUGGUUGUAUGUUCAUCAUUCGCUUUGGCACAAUGCGAAAGAUGCACAAAGCCAGUGGGCUAGCACAGGAAGCCCAGAAUGGUAAAGCAAAUAUUUGGUGGAAUAUUUGGGUCCUUCUUGCAAUGCCUGCCAUCUGGCUCUCUUGGUCCAUCAUAACAUUCCUGGCCUCAAUCAUGUCGUUUGUCUGGCUCGCAGGAAGUUCCGCAGACACUAUCGUCCUACUCUCCCCUCGCGCAGCCCUCGGUCCACGUAUUGGCCUCUCCUUCGUUUUUGCCCUCGGUCUGUUGUACUUCUGCAUGAUUGUGCGGGAGUUUCACAAGUUUGGAGACCCGUUGGAUCGUGAAUGGACCCGCGUCGUAAAUGAAUGGGCCGCAGAGCCAGCGAAAGAGGGCAUGAGUGACAAAAGAGAACUGUCUACCAAUAGCGAUCAACCUCAAAGUAUUCGACGACAUCUCGGACAGCACUCAGAGCAGGUGGUGAAUAAAACAACUGUCCAUCUUCAAAAACCUUUCAAUCGAAGCGUUCCUACACAAGUCAUGCCAGAAACCUCAAGCUACGUCAAGGAAAGCUCUCUUUCAAAUGCUGCCAUUCCACAUGGGUCGCCGUUGUUGACGGACACAAUGGCGGAUUCGGCUAGCGACGCAAAGUGGUCACAGUCUCCCGUCAAACAGGAGGAGUGGGACCGCUUUCGAUUGGACAUUUCCUCCGCAUCGAGCCAGUAUCGAGGAGUCAUCCAAGUUUCCGCCCGUCCUCAGAUCAGUUAUUCGAAGCAGGAGAGUAGGCCAAGUGAAACCAAUCCGACACGUUUUCAGCCGUUGGCAUUAUUUGCCGCGUCAGCUUCAUCAUCAGACACCAACCCUCAAAACCACGCACUUCGAGUGGAUCAGUCAGAGCUUCAAGUUACUUUACCCUCUGAACUGAUCGAGACCAUCCUCGACGAGCUCCGUGACGACCAUACAACUCUCAAGUCAUGCUCUAUCGCUGCCAGCGCACUUUGUACUCCCUCUCAACGCCACCUUUUCCGUUCCAUUUGGGUUCAUCGAGCGAACUGGCAAUACUACACUGUGGGGCAGCAAGCACUCCAUCGUGGUGUUUCCACUCCCUCUGGCACUAUCCGGCAGGCAGCGGCGGUAUUAUCUGACUCGCCACAUCUGGCCCUCUAUGUCAAAGACCUGACCAUCGAUUUGCCCGAUUCAGCUAACGAAGACGCACCACUGGCGCGCAUUUUGAAGGCUGUUGGGGCGAAUCUGGGGAGAUUUGUGAUCUCGGGACUGGUGGUGAGGUGGAGUGACCUCUCACCAUCGUUGGCGUCGGCGUUGGUGGACACGCUGGCAAGUCAAAAUUUGUGCAGUCUGCAUUUACUCAGCGUGCGCGGCUUGCCCCUCGAGUCAUUACGCAGGGCCAUCAAAACCAUCGCAGCACUGUCAAUACAUGCAUCGACGUUUUCUUCUGAGUCCCCGAAUACAUCAGACAACAAAGAACCACACCAACGAUCUCUAUCUCCCAUUACUCACCUCAUUCUAACGACAGGGCUUCUAGAAAUGUACGAUAUCAUACUCUCACCCAACGGCCCUGUUCUUGCAAACAUAUCGAAACUAUUUUUGCGGGUGGACCCUACAGUGGGUCUCAAUGCAGAUCGGCUGCUCAAAGUAGUGGCAGGAACACUGCAAGAACUCACGCUCGAUUGUGGUGAAUCUGCGCAACCAGUCUACCUCCCAGACCUCCCUCACCUACGUGCCCUAACACUGCGUCUCUUUCGCGGCAUUGCUCGCCGUCUCCCGAUGGGUCUGAUUGACACUCUGUCAGACCUCCCCUCAGUUGACUUGACGCUUAUUUUCGUCCUCGAGACGCGGAUUACGGAGCCCCCCUGGGACUCUGAACAAGUCGUUAUCCCGUCUCCCACUUUUGAUCUCGGCAAAGCGCAUUUCCGCGCUCUUUUCCUCUCAGGCUCUGAGGCUAUCGGACGAGGUCGGGCGACCAGGUCUCGGUGGAAGGAUUUAGCUUUCGAACAGUUUCGCAAGGCAAUGUUGCUCGCAUUUGGACACUACACUACCGACCAAGGGUUGGAUGUGGAAAGGAUUGAAGAAGGGCCAUAUGUGACGAGACUGCCUUGA
Molecule: messenger RNA, 4071 nt
Organism: Mycena indigotica
Lineage: Eukaryota; Fungi; Basidiomycota; Agaricomycetes; Agaricales; Mycenaceae
Exons: 11
Coding region: 1-4071 (1356 amino acids)
Source: RefSeq, a predicted model, not a curated record